AUGCCCAGCCUCUUUUUUAGAAGAACCAAAGGCAAAGGCCCAUCCCAAAUCAACUCUGCUUCAGGAUACCUAGGCGCCAUCAGCUCAGCCGACAUUGACCGUCUUGGACUCUCAUCGCCCACGCCGAGCACAGCCGACGCACAGCUCCUACCCAACGUUCCCACAAAGGAUGAUCUCCCUGCGCCACCUCCCAAGAAUCCCGCCGCGAGCCAACAUGAUCCCUACAACAAUCAUCAGGCAUCCUUCUCUUCGACGCUGACCCUACAGACCACCAACACUACCGCUCACAGUAACGGACACGGCGGCAUGGAUGACUUCGGUCAGAUGCAGGCUCUCACCGGUAGUAAAUCUGCCACCUUUGCUUCCUCUUCACGGCCCAACAACUACAACACGCUUCUUCAGGCGCCUUCUGCUUCCACCUUAGUCGCUGCUAGCUCCUCAGUCUACGCAAAUGGCUCUAAAUUCACUCGCAAACAGUCGUCUUCUUCCUUCAUGUACGAUGCCUCUUCCUCAUUACAAAAGCAGCCUUCAUACGCCUACGGCUACACAACAGAAGCAUGGCACGUUCAGCUCGAAGCAAGCCGUGUCCUGGCGCUGCUAGAGGCAUGUGGUGACCAGAUCCGCAAUCGAGGUCUGGACAACCCGCUCAUCUUCUCUUCCAUGGCUCUCGAUCUGUCACCGACAAACGUAGCUUCCUUGAUCAAGCUCUUCGCCUCAACUUCUGGCGUACUCCCCUCCGCCUUUGUCGACGAAAUCCGCUUCGCCAAUCCACACGAUCUUGCAGCAGUCAUCAAGUGGGCUUUUGCACGAAUGGGCCGUGUUCUCGCAGUUCCUGUGCCCGUGCCUGGUGCAAAAAAGGGAGAAGUGCGAGAAGAGAAGGUCUACGUACAACAGCGCGGCUUCUUAGAUCUAGAAUCCUACCAUGCUUGGCGAGAGCAGGAACGUCGACAGCACUACACUCCAACCGCGUUCAAGGACUUCCUAGCGCAUCUUAAGCAGGAAAAUGCCAAGCUUCUCAGCUCGUUGUUCUCUUUACUAAGCUCAACGGCUAGCUACUCGUUGAAGAACGGCAUGAUGCCGGCCAAGCUCAGCAAGCAUUUCGGUGUGCUGCUGUUCGGCUUACCUGAAGACGAGACCUUUGCGAGGACGUACGAUGCCUAUGUCCGGGCGAGCAAUGCUACUGAGCACCUACUGUUAGCUUAUAUCAGGUAUCAGGCGACGCAGGCAGCGUUGCCGCCGAGGUUGGCGCAGCACGUUAGUGGCUAUCCGUCGAUCUUGCCUGCCGAGAUGGCUUUGCCAUCGACUUCAUCCAAGUUGGUUCCGAUUACGCAGAUCGAGCGGAAUGUUAGGCUCUACAGUGUCGAUCUGGUACAGUCGGCUUGCGAGAUGGAUUUGGAACAGGUGUGUAAGGAGUGGGAACACUGUCUCUGUGUUCAUGAGACUUUGGGGAAGGACCCGCAGUUGUCGGAUAAGUUUAGGAAACUGAUCAAUCUCAGAGGUGGCGCUACGCAGGGACGGAAGCCUGGUAGCAAGGCAAACGAUCCAUCGGUUGGCUGUGAGGACGAUGAUGCAGUGGCAGCGCAUUCCUCUUUGGCAGGGAAGCGCUGGGAUGAUUUCCUCAGCGAUGGCUUCUCUGCGCCUGACUCUUCCAAACUGGCUUUCGACCUGAACGAGUCGGCACGCAUGAACAGAAUUGCAGGCAACAAGAGGGACACGGUCCAAUGGAACACAUUCUCGGCCAACGGCUUCCAUCCAGACGAGAACCAAGCAUUGGCAAAAGCUUUGAGCUUUGACGAUGUUCUCAAACGUGACGUCCAGAAUUGGCCUUCAGAAAGAGAUAUGAUUCAUGCCAAGCUUAAAUCUAAAUCUGACAAACUCCCCGCGUUCAACUACGACACUAGGCCUCGUCUCCUCACCAGCCCAAGUCUAGCAGGUGUUGCGGAGGGAAAGAUGGACAACCACCCAAUCAGUCGGAUGGAUGAAACAUUCGCUGAUGUCUGGGCGGACUAUCUGUUAGGCAACGGAUGGAGUAAUCGAGAUGAAUUGACGCAUAGGAACGCCAACUUUGUCGUCGUUCAGUACAAGUCUAGGCCGAACGAGAGUACGGUUGGGUCGCAGAGUGCGGGUAGUACGCUUUCUUUGCCGACUAGUUUCAGGAAGGUGGAAGGUGGAGCGAGGGAUGAUAGAAAGGAUGCCGCUUGGUUUGUGGUUCAGGAGGUUGUGCCGGCGCAGUAUAGGCUUGAAUUGGGGAAUGUAGGGCAGGGUGAAGGGGUAGGGAGGGCUAUGAUGAGGAAGUUGAAUAUGUUCAGGAGUAAGAAGGAUAAGAGUUCUAGCAGUGGAAUUGGUGGUGGAGAGAAGAGUACCGAUAUGGCGGGAGAUGAUGUGUUUAAGGCUGGAUCGGGCGGGUCGACGAAGCGGAUCGUGUUGAGUGAUCAGCUGAAGAGGAAUGGAAGUAGGAAUGCUUCUCGUAGCUCACUUAGGAGUAACCGGACUAGUAUGGAUAAGAGAGCAGGUGGAGGCGAGGCUGGUGAAGAUCACUCUACGGUCCAUAGCAAUGGCCAUGCGCACUUCAAGAGUGAGGGGCAUCAGCAGUCGUCUUCCUCUGGUGGCGGCGGUGGAAACAAGCUCAUGUCGACGCUUCGUGCGAAGAGCAUGAAAGUCGUCCAUUCUGCUCGUAGGGGAGCUUCUUCCCCUGCCCUCAACUCACGUGAUCCCAUCCUGGCUGGGUACGACGAAUUCGGUUGCCACCCCACCACCAAUCACGCUCGAGCAGGCGAGCAAGAAGGAGACGUCCACGGCGACCGUUCGUUCACCAGUGCUGAUUUCGAAACACGCAGUAUUGGCGAUUCCGACAGUAUCUCUCUAACCCCUGCUCGGAAAAGGAGGGGCGAUAAAGCAUGGAUCGACAUCCUAGUUCGAGCCAAUGGUAACCGCUUGGAGGGUCCCGAUGUGCCUCGGCCCUACACCCGAGCUAUGGCGAUGGCGGACGAUACAGCACAGCUUUCGACCGUAGAUGCUGGGUUGGAGACUGGUGCUAGUACUCCUCGACUCAUGCGUGGGUCUGGGGGAUCGGUUGAGACUUUUGAGGCUCAUCAUUCGAAUGGUGUCCCUCGCUCAUCGACACCGCCGCUAACGGCGAGUAAUAAGGCUACACCGGAAACGGAUCACGCUGAAGAGUUCCCUGCAUUGGAACGGAUUGAAAGUCCUUCUCAUUCCCAGUGCUACUCUUACUCGGCCGAACCCAGCACGCAAUGCAAUGCUGCGGAUGGUUCUUUUGGUGUUACGACAGCUCGAUCUCAAGUGGCAGAGAUUGCGAUGGGUGAGGCAUCUCUCUCACCCUCGGCCUCCAUGCUUAAACCGGAAGCGGCACUAGACUACGUCGCAGCAGCAAGAGCCGCUUUGAAGUCGAGAAAAGAAGCCCCCCCUCGUCCUGCUGCGUCGAUUGAUACAAAGAAGUUGGUUGAAUCGCUUCGUGCCGGGUUGAGCCCUAUUGAGGCUGUGAGAGCGAGUAAAGAGGGUAGAUCUGUUUCGCCUUCUUCUCCCCUCGGAGGGGAUACUUCUGCAGGUUCGGCUAAUUGGCUUAUGGAUGCUCCAUCAGCGAAGCCAGCUGCUGGUAGUGUGAAGGGAAGAGGGUAUAGGGAUCCAUUUGUGAAAGAUCCUGUGGCGGGAAGAGUUGCUGAUGUAGCGUCGAAAUUUGGCGGUAGAGCUGGUGCCUCUUCUAUUCCUGUGUUGAAGGGGAACGGUGUUGGUGGGAAGGGAGAUCUGGAGAAGCCUUUGCCUGCUGUUGUUCAGGCUAGGACUGCAACUACUGCAACCGCUCGAGCGGGAACAGAGGGGAUUGGAGCUGCAAUGCUUACCCGUGCAUCGAUGGACAGUAGAGUCUCGGAUGAUGAGAUAUAUCCGGAGGACGCAGCAUCUAAUUUCGAUCCUCGCGAGCGAUACCAGACGAAUUCUACUGAUAGUCCCCUUAUCCGUAACCUGGAGCUUUCCCAGGCAGAGGAAGAAGGUGAGAUGGAACAACUCGAUAACUCGACUCGAUGGCAAGCAAGGUCUGCAGAAUGGGAAGCAGCUGAGAGCGGAGAAGCACCGACAAGGUUCGCUCAACCUUAUCAACCAGGUAUGCCGCUAGACAACGUUUUGGAGGAGAGCGAGAGCGUUGUUUCAUCCAGUAUCAAUCUUUGA
Ustilago hordei is the source of this 4182-nucleotide messenger RNA. RefSeq lists its product as uncharacterized. The record is from RefSeq and is a predicted model, not a curated record. Lineage: Eukaryota; Fungi; Basidiomycota; Ustilaginomycetes; Ustilaginales; Ustilaginaceae. The transcript has a single exon. Bases 1 to 4182 code for a protein of 1393 amino acids.